AUGAUUGUGAUAUUGAUAACAUUAUCAUUAAUGAAUAGAGUUUAUUCAGAAGAGACAUUUGAAAAAUUAACUUAUUAUUUAGACACUACAACAUCAGCUCAAAAUUUAACUUGCUAAAGUCUAACAAAAGUUUAUUAAUCCACAACUACUGGUAUACCAAGAGUAAUGUAAUUCAAAAUAAAUACUGCAUAUGGUUACAAUAGUUUACUUUAUACAUUUGAUUUACAUACUCCAAUUACAUCAAUAAGUGAUAUAAUUUUUGUGGAAAGUGGCCAAACUAUAUAUUAAUUACAACACAAUUCUUUUCGUUCUUAUGUUACAAAUUUCUGUUCUUUUACAAGUUUAAUUCAAUACAUAAAAUUCACUUCAACUACUUAAAUGAAUGAAUAAUAAGUAACUCUACUUGUUUCAACUAAUAGUGCAAACACAUUUUAGAUUAAGAAUUUAAAUAUUUAUGCAGAGAGAUGUUAGUUAUAUUGUAAAAUUUGUAAUAAAGAUAAAUUUUGUUCAGAAUGUAUGCCUGAUUUUAUAUUAAAUUUUGCGGGUAAAUGUGUAUGUAAUUCAUAAUUUCUUACUUAUUUCUAAGGAUAAUGUGUUACUUAAUGUCCUGUUAAUUAUAUUUUUAAUGGCACUACAUGUUUGCAAUAUAAUCAAAUAAUAAAUUUAUUAUAUGAUGAUACAGCAUCUCAAUUUAUAAUGUACCCUGAUUAUAAUACAACUUAAAGAGAAUGUAAAAUUACUUUAGAAGGUAAAAAAGUAGCAGGUCUAUUUAUUUAGAAUGAAGUUGUAGAAUAUUAAAUUUAUACUCCAAUAACAAAAGCUUAUGAUAUUAUAAUGGAAACUGAAAUUUAUCUUUUAAAUUAGCCAUAAAAUUUACCAUUACAUUUUUUUAUUAAGUUUAAUAAUUAUUUAAUAGGAUAAGCUUUAAUUUUAUAUAAUUAUUUGAAUUAAGCCUAAGUUAUAGGAGCAGUAAAUCAAAAACAAUGCAAUAUAAUAGGAUUUAAUUCAUGUUUAAAAUUUACUUUUAUAUUAAAUGUUUAGAAUAUUUCAGAUCUUUAACAAAUUUAAUUUAAUUUAAAUAUUCCAUUAGAGAUAAAGAAUGCUGCUUGGGCUAUUUCUUAUAUUAAAGUAAAUGCAAUUGAAUUAACUCCAAUUACUUGUCCAUUAAAAAGAUUUAAGAAUGAAUGUGUAGAUGAAUGUCCAAUAAUUUCAAGAGCGUAAGGAAAUGAAUGUAUUAGCAUAAUAGAUGAUUAUAAAUUUUCAAAAAUUUUAAGUAUUUUAAACACAGACAGAUUUGCAUUAAAAUAAAAUCUAAAUAUAAACAAUAUUUGUGAUUAAUUGUAAAAACCUAUUUUACCUAGUUGUUAAUUUUAUUAAAAAAGAUAUCUUUAAGGAGGUGAAUUGACUUGGAAAAAUACUUAAAUAUAAUUAGAUAUUUCAUCAAUUUAACCACAUUAUAAAUUGAAACUAUUUUUUAAAGCCAUAUUAAUAGAUCCUGUAGAUAGUCAAUAGAGUUUAAUUGUGAGUAUAGAUGAUACUAAAUUUAUAUUAAACAAAAAUUCACCAAAUUCAUAUUGUUUUAGUAGUGUAGCUACUGUAGGAUGCAUAAUUUAAGAAGAUCUUGGUUAAACAAAUGUUGAUUAUUUAAUUAAUUUUGAAUAAGAAUUUAAUCAUUCAGAUACAAAAUUAGAGAUCUUAUUUACUUGUAAUAUUAAAUAAAAUAUUAACAGUUAUUGUGCAAUAUAUGAUAUAAUUGUUCUUUCAGCAAAUUGUCCUGAAAAUUGUAAGUUUUGUUAAUCAGAUUCUAUAUGUUUAUAAUCAGAUCCAUAUCUUCAAGUAUUUUAUGAUUGCCCAAGUGAAGGUUAUUAUUAUUCUGAGGGUGUUUGUUUAAAAUGUAAAUCAUCUUGUAAAACUUGUAAUAAUGAAAAUUAUUGUAUUACUUGCAAAGAUUAAUAUUUUAAAUAUGGAAAUUUGUGUAUUUGUUAAAUGAAUAUGGUUGAGGCUUUUUCAACAGAUUGUACAAAUGAUGAAUGUCAUCCAUCAUGUUCAAAAUGCUAAAAUAAGCUUAAUAAAAUUUAAAAUAAUUAACUUUAAUCAAUAACUUAACUGUGUGCUUUUUGUGAUAGAAAUGAACAUAAAGUAUUUAAUAAUAAUAAAUGUGAAUGUUUCUUAGGAUAUUAUAUGGAUUAAUAAAAUUAUCCAAACACUUGUUAAUUAUGUAAUUAAACAUGUAAGACAUGUUCAGAUGCAAUAACAUGUAUAACAUGUUUUCCUGAAUAAAAUAGGAUACCCCAAAAUUAUUAAUGUUAAUGUAAAUAAGGAUAUUUUGAAAAUGGAUAUGACACAACUUGUAUAAAAUGUAUAUCCAUUUGUAAAUCAUGUUUAUAUAAAGAGGAAUAUUGUACUAAAUGUUAUACAGAAUAAUAUAGGUAAUUAUCAAAAGAAAAUACAUGUAUAUGUGAAAAUGGAUUUUAUGAAGAUAAUAAGACAGAUAUUUGUUUAAGUAUUUUUAUAUUAUAAAUUUAGAAUGCAGUGAUUAUUGUAAUACUUGUUCAGAUUAUUCUACAUGCACAUCAUGUAGUGAUUUUUAAUAUAGAAUAUUGGAUUUACAUACUAAUUAAUGCAUAUGUUAAUAAGGUUAUUAUGAUAAUGAGUAAUUAAAUUGUUUACCAUGUCAUUAUUCUUGUAGCAAAUGCAACAAUUCUAAUUUAAUAUCUUAAUGUACUGUUUGUCCAAAUUCUAGGUAGAAAUCUGCUCAUAAUAUUGAUAUUUUUGAAUGUAAAUGUAGAAAAGGAUAUUUUGAUGAUGGAUAUUUAGAAUGUUUAUCAUGUAAUAAUUUAAUUAAUCCACCAAUUACACAUUAUUGUUAUUCUUAAUGUGGAGAUCUAAUCAUCUAAUGGAAUGAAGAAUGUGAUGAUGGUAAUUUAGAUCCAAGAGAUGGAUGUAAUCAAUGUUUUCUAUAAAAUAAUAAUUGCAUUGAUAACAUAUGUUUAAUUUGUUAACACAACUAAUGUCUUUAAUGUAAAGAUGGAUAUUAUUUAAAUAAUGAUUAUGCAUGUUCUUAAUGCUCUGAUGAAUGUUUAAAAUGUGAAUUAUAAUAGAAUAAUUGUACAUAAUGUAAGUUUAAUACUCUUAGUAAUGAAUAAUGUUUAAAUUGUUCUUAAGAAUAAGGAUUCAUCUAAAUAGGUAAUUAAUGUUUUAGUGUUUGUGGAGAUGGUAUUCGAACAUACUAGGAAUAUUGUGAUGAUGGUAAUUAAUUAAAUGGAGAUGGUUGUGAUUAAUACUGUAAUGUAGAAGAAGGUUAUGUUUGUAAUCUUGAAUGCCAAAAAAUUAAUUAUAUUCAAAUUUUACUUUAAGAAUAUAAAUUUGAUAGUAUUUAUAAUUCAAAAAGAACUAUUCAAUUAAAAUUAAAUCAAGAAGUUAAAAUUAGUGUUAAUAAUAAAAUUACAGAUUUUUUUAAUGUUACUUCAUCUACUCCUAAUCUUAAAUUAACUAUCAUAAGUAUUAAUGACUAUUCAUCUAUGAAAAAUGAUUAUUUUAAUAUCAUUUUAGAUUUUAAUAUAGAAUUAGAUUCAUCUGCAUAACCUCCAUUUAUUACAAUUACUAUAUUAAAUUCUACAUUUUUUACUAAUUAAUAGGGUUAUUCAUUUAAAACAAAUAAUGCAACAAUAUAAUUAAUUGAUUUCAUCAAAUAAAAUCAAUUUGUAAUUUAAAAUAGUCAAAAUUUAGCUUAGAUGAGUUCAUAUUUCCUAUAUAUAUUAUUAGGAUUAGCAAUCAUAGCUAUGAUUUUUGGAGGUUUGGAUAUAUUUUGGAAUCUUUUAGAUACAAUGUAACUUAUUUGUUAUCUAAAAUAUUUUAAUAUAACUUACCCUUAUAAUCUUUAAUACUAUUUUACUAUUUUUGGAUUUGCUGAAUUUGACUUUAUUAAAUCUUAUUUUGAUUUUGAAUACUUGAUUACUCAAUAUGUAGAUACUCCAGAAGCUGAUCCAAAAUUUAAUUUGGAAGGAUAUUCUACUGUUUUUCUUAUUAAUAUAAUUUCUGUAUUUAUAGUUUUUCUUACUACCAGUGCUACUUUUAUUAUCAUAAGAGUUAUAUUAUAUUUUAUACAUAAAGUAACAAAAGAAUUUACAGAGAAUAUGAUAUUAAUAGAAAGAGAAAAAAUAAAUAUAUUUACUUUUCUAUUUUAUAAAUUAGCUAAUAAUUGUUAAAAAUAUUUCUUAAAAAUUAUUAAUGAAUUUAAAAGUGCACUUAUAAGAACUUUUAUGGCUUCUGCCUAUGAUUUAAAUAUAGCAAUAUUUUUAUAAUUUAAGGAUAUUUAAUUUUAAAAUCCAAUUCUCAGAUUAAGUAGUAUUUUUGCAAUUAUUAUGUUUUUUAUAGAAACAUUUUUUAUCUAUAAUUGUUUUUUAUUAAUGAGUAAGGAUUAAAUAACAUAUAAAUUACAAUAGACAUAAUAAAAUUAUGGAUCACUUUUUGAAGGAUUAAAAUUAGAAAGAAAUCGUUUUAAUUAUUAUUUUAAUUUAUUUAUUGUUAUUAAAAAGGCUCUAUUCAUAGCAUUAUUAGUAUUUCUUUAUAAUACUCCUUGUUUAUAGAUUAGUCUAGUAUCUCUAUUAAGUUUAACAUAAGUAUUAUAUUUAUUACUUAAUCGAUCAUUAGAAGAUCAAAAUGAACUUAUUAAAUAAAUUAUAAGUGAACUUAUUUUAUGGUUAUCUGAAAUUUUAAUAUUAUCAUUUGGUUUCAAUGAAUAAAGUAAUAUUUUUAAUUAUUCUCAAAUGACAAAUAUUGGUUGGAUCAUUAUUGGAUUUUUGUCGUUAAUAAUAUUUGUUUAAUUAAUAAUUGAUUGUAAACAACAUUUUUAAUUUCUUGAUGAAAAAUAUCAAUUAUUAAAAAAUUUAAGAGUUUGGUAUCAAUAAUAUUUUUAGUAGGAUGAAGGUUAAUCAUCUUUAAAUACAGAAUUUAGUUAAUUUUCAAUAAUAUUUCAUAAAAAGCAGAAAUAAUUACCAAACAUUCCAUAAGCUUAAGGCUCAGAUAAAUAAAUAAAUAAACGUCGUAUAAUAUCUUUUCAAUUAAAUUGA
Messenger RNA from Paramecium primaurelia, 5072 nucleotides. NCBI's taxonomy places the organism in Eukaryota, Ciliophora, Oligohymenophorea, Peniculida, Parameciidae. The record is from the annotation of a GenBank genome assembly.